UCUUCUUGGUUUUAAUUAGUGUUGUGCAUUAUGGCGGAUCGACCACCACCCUACGAAACCCAUAUUUCAGUUGAUAGUGAGGUUAGAGGCCUAUCAUCCAAGCUUGAAAUUGUUGACAACGAACUGUUAAUACUGGAUCUUGAAAGACACCAAGCCAGGUUGCGUCAAAUUGAACUUAAAGCUUUACAGAGACGUAUAAAGAAAAACCGCGACAUUCUGAGAUUGCAAAAUCGCCCCAACACAAACUACUGGACAUCCAGAGAUCAUCCUUGGGAUAGGGAAGUCAAAGUUUUGCUGCAAGACAAAUUUAAUUUGGAAGCUUUCCGUCCAAAGCAAAUAGAAGCUAUUAAUGCUUUAUUAUCUGGGAAAAAUGUUAUAACCAUAUGUCCGCCCGGUUACGGGAAGAGCUUGAUAUAUCAGCUACCAGCUUGUAUGGUACAAGAUAAGAUAACUAUCGUUAUAGAGCCGACAGUAUCUAAAAUCGCGGAUCAAAUAUUAAAAUUGAGGCAAUUUAAUAUAAAAUCCACCACGUUGAAUUCUUUCAGUAGAGCUACAGAACCGAAAAAAAUCCACGAAAGGAUUAAUUUGAAUAAAUCUAGGAUAAGUUUUCUUUUUGUGACUGCCCAAUGGGUUGCCCGAAGUGCUUUAUUUAGAAGGCAUAUAAGGAAGUACUUUUUAAGAGGAGACCUCGCGAGAAUUGUGAUUGAUGAGUUUCAAUAUUGUUCUCGAUCUUGCCCUGAGUACAAGAUCUCAUAUGGAAACCUUAACGCACUCAAAAAUAUAUCUCCAAGGAUUCCAAUACUAGCUCUUUCAUCCGGAGCUAAAAAUGAGGCUCUGGAGGAUUUUCAAAAGCUUUUAAACCUGCAAGAAGCUGUCAUUAUAAGUGAAGUUACCAAUAAUACCAACAUUUAUCUAAAGGUUGUUAGUAAACCUAUUAAAUUAAAGCAAAGUGUAAGAUUCUUAAAGCAUAUGCUUUUGAAUGAUCUUGAAGGCAAGUUUGGUAUAAUCUAUGUUACUAGCACUACCUUGGCUUUUAAAGUCAAAAGAUUGUUGGAUAUAGAUCACUUAAAUAUAGUUGUAUACACCCAGAGCUUGAAUUUCAAAGAAAGAAACAAAAUACAUAAUAAAUGGUUUAAUGGUGAGAUACAAAUUAUCAUUACAGCUACUGAGGCAUUGUUCGAUAUUGAAAAACCUGAUGUUGACUUCGUUUUGCAUUUCUGCGCUCCAAAAUCCAUGGACGUUUUUUACUACGAAGUUUCUAAAGCCGGGAGAAAUCGACAAAAAGCUGAGGCCAUUUUGUUCUAUAAUAUAUACGAUAUUUUUAACAACGUCUGCAAAAUUGGGGAAGAUAAAAAUAUUACAAAAGCUUUGGAUAUCUUAAACUACGCUCAAAACCUUUUAGUUAGCUUGUGUGAUAAACGACAUGACGAAAGGUCGAGCAGCGAUUUGCUUAGCUACUGUGUCGCGCGUUGGAGGGAGGCGAGACCACGCCCCAUACGUUUCCCUAUAUUCGGUUUUACUCUGAACGGGCUGUAUAAAUCACUGUUAAACCGGUAA
Molecule: messenger RNA, 1557 nt
Organism: Brassicogethes aeneus
Lineage: Eukaryota; Metazoa; Arthropoda; Insecta; Coleoptera; Nitidulidae
Source: the annotation of a GenBank genome assembly